This is a messenger RNA of Opisthocomus hoazin, 2024 nucleotides long. The record is from RefSeq and is a predicted model, not a curated record. NCBI's taxonomy places the organism in Eukaryota, Metazoa, Chordata, Aves, Opisthocomiformes, Opisthocomidae.
GAUUUUAGAUAAUGGGCUGUGUGCAAUGUAAGGAUAAAGAAGCAACAAAACUGACAGACGAGAGGGAUGGCAGUUUAACUCAAAGCUCAGGCUACCGCUAUGGGACAGACCCCACUCCGCAGCACUAUCCUAGCUUUGGUGUGACUUCAAUCCCAAACUACAACAACUUCCACGCCACGGGAGGCCAAGGACUGACUGUGUUUGGUGGAGUCAAUUCCUCCUCUCAUACAGGGACGCUGCGUACAAGAGGAGGAACAGGUGUAACUCUUUUUGUGGCGCUUUAUGACUAUGAAGCAAGAACAGAAGAUGACUUGAGUUUUCACAAAGGAGAAAAAUUUCAAAUACUUAACAGCUCGGAAGGAGACUGGUGGGAGGCCCGCUCCUUGACAACAGGCGAAACUGGUUACAUUCCCAGUAAUUAUGUGGCUCCAGUCGAUUCCAUCCAAGCAGAGGAGUGGUACUUUGGCAAACUUGGCCGAAAAGAUGCUGAGAGGCAGCUGUUGUCAUUUGGAAACCCCAGAGGUACCUUCCUGAUCCGGGAAAGCGAAACUACCAAAGGUGCCUAUUCCCUGUCUAUUCGUGACUGGGAUGAUAUGAAGGGAGAUCAUGUCAAACAUUAUAAGAUUCGCAAACUUGACAAUGGUGGAUAUUAUAUCACAACUCGGGCACAAUUUGAAACUCUUCAGCAGCUGGUUCAGCAUUAUUCAGAGAAAGCUGAUGGUUUGUGUUUUAACUUAACUGUGAUUGCUACGAAUAAUACCCCACAAACUGUUGGAUUGGCUAAAGAUGCAUGGGAAGUUGCACGUGAUUCAUUAUUUCUGGAACAGAAGCUUGGUCAGGGGUGUUUCGCUGAAGUGUGGCGUGGUACGUGGAAUGGAAAUACUAAAGUGGCUAUCAAGACCUUGAAGCCUGGCACUAUGUCUCCAGAAUCCUUCUUAGAGGAAGCCCAAAUCAUGAAGAAGCUAAAACAUGACAAACUGGUCCAACUUUAUGCUGUGGUAUCUGAAGAACCUAUCUAUAUUGUCACGGAGUACAUGAGCAAAGGGAGUUUGCUAGAUUUCUUAAAAGACGGAGAAGGAAGAGCUCUGAAGUUACCGAAUUUGGUGGACAUGGCAGCCCAGGUGGCUGCAGGAAUGGCGUACAUCGAGCGAAUGAAUUACAUACACAGAGAUCUGCGGUCUGCAAACAUUCUGGUGGGGAAUGGCCUCAUAUGCAAGAUUGCCGACUUUGGAUUGGCAAGACUGAUUGAAGACAAUGAAUAUACGGCCAGACAAGGUGCAAAGUUUCCCAUUAAAUGGACUGCGCCAGAAGCGGCAUUGUAUGGAAGGUUCACAAUAAAGUCGGAUGUGUGGUCUUUUGGGAUCCUACUGACAGAGCUGGUAACAAAAGGGAGAGUGCCAUACCCAGGCAUGAAUAACCGUGAAGUCUUGGAGCAAGUAGAACGUGGUUAUCGGAUGCCGUGUCCCCAGGACUGUCCCAUCUCCUUGCACGAGCUUAUGAUCCACUGCUGGAAAAAAGACCCAGAGGAGCGUCCAACUUUCGAAUAUUUGCAGGGUUUCCUUGAAGACUACUUCACCGCAACAGAACCCCAGUACCAGCCCGGUGACAACCUGUAAAUCCCUGGUCUCCAGACACAGUCAUGAAUUACCGGGUGUUUCUCGGCCCUGCCCCACCUGUCCUUCAGCUUCCAACUCCGUGAUCGGCUUCUCCAGAGUGCAGCAUCUUCCAGCACCACCGUGCGCAGGAGGGGCUGAAGCUGGGAACUUCCGCAGCCCUUGCCUACAACCACUUGUCCUAAUAAUCUGAAUGUCCUGGAUGAAAGGGAGAAAGACUCCAAAACUUCAUUGUAUUGAUGUUACGUAAACUGCGAAACCUCUGUUCAUUGUAAAUAGUAACUCAGUGCCAAUAACUGAUCCUAGCGCUUUCCUUUUUUUAAAACGCAAAACCUGUGUGAUUUUAACUAGUCUUCUCCUGAUUCAACUAAAAGUAUUAUUUUCCAGAAGUGGCCUCUUUGUCUAAAACAU